This is a messenger RNA of Ceratotherium simum simum (southern white rhinoceros), 2561 nucleotides long. The record is from RefSeq and is a predicted model, not a curated record. NCBI's taxonomy places the organism in Eukaryota, Metazoa, Chordata, Mammalia, Perissodactyla, Rhinocerotidae.
CCCGGCCCUCCCCGGCUGCUGCUCCCCGGCGGAGGCAAGAGGUGGUUGGGGGGACCAUGGCUGACGUUUUCCCGGCCAACGACUCCACGGCGUCUCAGGACGUGGCCAACCGCUUCGCCCGCAAAGGGGCGCUGAGACAGAAGAACGUGCACGAAGUGAAGGACCACAAAUUCAUCGCCCGCUUCUUCAAGCAGCCCACCUUCUGCAGCCACUGCACCGACUUCAUCUGGGGUUUUGGGAAACAAGGCUUCCAGUGCCAAGUUUGCUGCUUUGUGGUUCAUAAGAGGUGCCAUGAAUUUGUUACUUUUUCUUGUCCGGGUGCGGAUAAGGGACCUGACACUGAUGACCCCAGGAGCAAGCACAAGUUUAAAAUCCACACGUAUGGAAGCCCCACCUUCUGUGAUCACUGUGGGUCCUUGCUGUACGGACUUAUCCAUCAAGGGAUGAAAUGUGACACCUGUGAUAUGAACGUGCACAAGCAGUGUGUGAUAAACGUCCCCAGCCUCUGCGGGAUGGACCACACAGAGAAGAGAGGGCGGAUCUACCUGAAGGCUGAGGUCACCGAUGAAAAGCUCCGUGUCAUAGUACGAGAUGCAAAAAAUCUAAUUCCUAUGGAUCCAAAUGGGCUUUCAGAUCCUUACGUGAAGCUGAAACUUAUUCCUGAUCCCAAGAAUGAAAGCAAACAGAAAACCAAAACCAUCCGCUCCACGCUAAACCCCCAGUGGAAUGAGUCCUUUACCUUCAAAUUAAAACCUUCAGAUAAAGACAGACGACUGUCCGUAGAAAUCUGGGACUGGGAUCGAACAACAAGGAAUGACUUCAUGGGAUCCCUUUCCUUUGGAGUUUCGGAGCUGAUGAAGAUGCCAGCCAGUGGAUGGUACAAGUUGCUCAACCAGGAAGAAGGUGAGUACUACAAUGUACCCAUUCCAGAAGGGGAUGAAGAAGGAAACAUGGAGCUCAGGCAGAAAUUCGAGAAAGCCAAGCUUGGCCCUGCUGGUAACAAAGUAAUCAGUCCUUCAGAAGACAGGAGACAGCCUUCCAACAACCUUGACAGAGUGAAACUCACCGACUUCAACUUCCUCAUGGUGCUGGGGAAGGGCAGUUUUGGGAAGGUGAUGCUCGCUGACAGGAAGGGAACAGAAGAGCUGUACGCUAUCAAAAUCCUGAAGAAGGACGUGGUGAUUCAAGACGACGACGUGGAGUGCACCAUGGUGGAAAAGCGAGUCCUGGCCCUGCUUGACAAGCCCCCGUUCCUGACGCAGUUACACUCCUGCUUCCAGACGGUGGAUCGACUGUACUUCGUCAUGGAAUAUGUCAAUGGCGGAGACCUCAUGUACCACAUUCAGCAAGUAGGAAAAUUUAAGGAACCACAAGCAGUAUUCUAUGCGGCAGAGAUUUCCAUUGGAUUGUUCUUUCUUCAUAAAAGAGGAAUCAUUUAUAGGGAUCUGAAGUUAGAUAAUGUCAUGCUGGAUUCGGAAGGACACAUCAAGAUUGCUGAUUUUGGGAUGUGCAAGGAACACAUGAUGGAUGGAGUCACGACCAGGACCUUCUGUGGGACUCCAGAUUACAUUGCCCCGGAGAUAAUCGCUUAUCAGCCAUAUGGGAAAUCCGUGGACUGGUGGGCCUAUGGCGUCCUAUUGUAUGAAAUGCUGGCUGGGCAGCCCCCAUUUGAUGGCGAAGAUGAAGAUGAACUGUUUCAGUCCAUAAUGGAGCACAACGUUUCUUAUCCCAAAUCAUUGUCCAAGGAGGCUGUUUCCAUCUGCAAAGGACUGAUGACCAAACACCCCGGCAAGCGGCUGGGCUGUGGGCCCGAGGGCGAGAGGGACGUGCGAGAACACGCCUUCUUCCGGAGGAUCGACUGGGAGAAACUGGAGAACAGGGAGAUCCAGCCACCGUUCAAGCCCAAAGUGACUUUCUGUACCAAAAUGCACUGGCUUCAGUGGGCAUCCAAGCCUUCGUGUGGCAAAGGAGCAGAAAACUUCGACAAGUUCUUCACACGAGGGCAGCCCGUGUUAACGCCACCUGACCAGCUGGUCAUUGCUAACAUAGAUCAGUCUGAUUUUGAAGGGUUCUCGUAUGUCAACCCCCAGUUUUUGCACCCCAUCUUACAGAGCGCAGUAUGAAACUCAACAAGGAGAACAAACGCCUCCCCAUCCCCCAGCGCCCCUGUCCCCAGCCAUGGGAAAUGAUCCUUAACCCUAAAAUUUUAAGGCCACUGCCUUGUUUCUUGUUCCAGAUGGAGGCCUGAAAAUUGUAGGGUUAUUAGUCCAAAUGUGAUCAGCUGUUCAGGGUCUCUCUUACAACCAAGAACAUUAUCUUAGUGGAAGAUGAUAUAAUGUAUAGUGUCCAGUUAAAUGAUGUAGAGUCACCUCUGGCUGUAGGUUAACCCUUCCUCAAAAACAGACAGACUUUUGCCCACUUUUUUGGUACGAUUUGAUAUAUUUUCCAUACCCUCUGUCGAUUUUCACCAUUGAGAUCCCUCAACCAGAAUGAUAAAGUGAACCUGCCCCAGUUCUGUGGGCUGGAGACAUCUCCCCGCAAGAUGUCUUUGGAAUGAAAGA